This is a messenger RNA of Tachyglossus aculeatus (Australian echidna), 1431 nucleotides long. RefSeq lists its product as uncharacterized. The record is from RefSeq and is a predicted model, not a curated record. The transcript has 2 exons. Lineage: Eukaryota; Metazoa; Chordata; Mammalia; Monotremata; Tachyglossidae. The coding region runs from base 1 to 1431 and encodes 476 amino acids.
AUGUUUCCCCGGCAUUACGGGGGCUGCCAAGGGCCCGUAUCCCGAGACCCUUCCCCACAGAAACUGAGGCACUGUCGCUCAGAUUGGGCCGGGCCCCAGAAGGGCUGGGGGAGACGCCGAGGGGGCAGUUUCCCCGGGGUCUUCGGCAGUUCUGGCUCUGAGCCAUCCUUUCACUCGUGGGGCUGUAAGCCAGGUCCCGGAGGAGAACGACACCAUCACAACUCCAAGGACUUGGCUAGUGGAGGUAGUGGCCCCCAGCCCCCCGAGGCCUCGGCGGUUCGGGUCGUGGAGCGCCAAUCGGUGUUUGCCAACGAUGCCUCCACUGCUCUCCACUCCUUCCUGACCCAGAAGCGGCGGGUCUCGGAUCCCAGGGACUCCGGCCUCCCCCGUGACCCGGAUGGCAUCUCCGGCCCCCGUCCCACCUCCAGCGGCUCCGACUCGGAGGAGUUCCCACCUAGGAGGGCAGGAGGCACGAGGAGGGCAGGCGUUUGGGUUCCUGGGCGUUAUCCCUCAGAUGUCAAGAAUGGGCAACCGGUCCCAGGGCCUCAGGUCCGACCAGAAUGUGCUCUGGUCCACCUGUUCGGCUGUGACGACUGCCGGAGACUGAACUGGGGUUGGGGGGAGAUCUGGGAAAGGGACUCUUCCCUGGGACCAGAGAGAAGCAAGCUGUUGGCGGGGCAGUGUUGGUGGCCGGGACCUGGGGACAAGAAGGGGCAGGAGGGAUGGGAAGAAGAAGAAGAAGAAGAGGAGGAGGAGGAGGAGGAGGAGGAAGAGCGGGAAGAACUGUGGGUGAGUGGGAAGCUAACGGAACUAAAGACUGGAUCGAGGGGAGAACCUAAGGAACAAGAUGCCUGGAGCGGCACCCAACAGGGGCAUCGGAGGGACCCAGAGAGAGAUCCCUGGGCAUUGGCAAAGCGGGCAUGGAGUGGGGAGAUGCAGAGGGACUGGCCUGAGCUGUGGGAAGGCCCCGAAGGCAACGUCCAAGCUUUGGCUUCCCCCUGUCACCAGGAUGAGGGUGGCAGAAACGGCGGCAUCCCCCUAUUGCCAGGGAGGGCCCGCGGUCACGUCAGGCUCAUUGUGGAGGCGUUUGAGCGCAGGUCCCGGAGGACUGAACGGGCAGCCCGGCGCCAGGAGCAGGAGUUGGGGCAGGCCUUGAACCCAACCCCCGGGCUUCCUUCCGCUUCCCAGGCAAGCGGGGGGUCAAGGAGAAGGGGCAGCUCCCGGGCAGGGGGAAACCUCAGGCCUUCUGACGAUCUCCUUCAGGCCCCUUUCCCAACCAGGCGGGGUCCAGGUCAGGACACUAACACGGGGGAGGGCAAGGGCCCAGCACGAGUGAGAAGACCCCCCUCUCAGCUCCGGGGUCCGGGGCAGUGGGAGAAAGAAGAGCGGGGCUUGGCUAGUCCUCACGCUUCAAAGCACAACAAAUAUUAA